Molecule: messenger RNA, 1013 nt
Organism: Pyrus x bretschneideri (Chinese white pear)
Lineage: Eukaryota; Viridiplantae; Streptophyta; Magnoliopsida; Rosales; Rosaceae
Exons: 3
Coding region: 307-882 (191 amino acids)
Source: RefSeq, a predicted model, not a curated record
CGCCUCCUCGUAUUCCAUGAUAAUCGCAUGACCUGCGACUCUCUCCCACCGUGAAAUACACUUCCCUAGAGGCCAUACAGCCAAUGAUAGUUUGACUCUUUGCCCGGGACGUGUCGCUGACGCUUUUAGAUAAUCGCGUGGGUCUAAGAGGGGUUUCUUUUGGUAAAAACAGCUUCCACUGCUUUACAACACGCACUGCGUCCAAAGAAAGUUGUCACUUUUUGUUCAGUCUCACUCUUUUUUGUACUCAACUUUCCUACACAGACAGAGAGAGAGGGAGAGGGGAGACCGGAGAGGAAGGAAGCCAUGGGAGAAGGAAAGGGUUCGACUUUGGUGCACCUGCUGGUGGUGGUUCUGAGCUUAGUGGCCUUCGGGUUUGCCAUUGCUGCCGAGAGACAAAGAAGUGUGGGCGAAAUACGUACAGAUGUUCAAACGAAUGAAACAUACUGUGUGUAUAAUUCAGAUGUUGCAACUGGUUAUGGAGUAGGCGGUUUCUUGUUUCUUCUCUCAGGCGAAUCACUCCUCAUGGGUGUCACGAAAUGCAUGUGUUUUGGCAGACCCUUGGCCCCUGGUGGAAAUCGAGCUUGGUCCAUUAUAUAUUUUAUUUCAUCAUGGACAACUUUCCUGGUUGCGGAAGCUUGUCUCAUUGCCGGUGCUACAAAAAAUGCGUAUCACACCAAGUACCGGGAAAUGAUAUAUGCUCAGAACUUCUCCUGUGAAGCAUUGCGAAAAGGCGUUUUCAUUUCUGGAGCAGUAUUUGUGGUUGCGACUAUGAUUCUCAACGUGUAUUACUACAUGUACUUCACCAAGGCAACUGCUGCUCAGGCAGCUCACAAAGCAAAUCGUUCGAGCUCAACUGUCGGGAUGACUGGGUAUGCAUAGAAUCAAUUCGUAGUGCUAGUUAGCUUUCAAGUUUGCAUAUUGAUGUUAUGGUAUGGGAUGCCUCUGUGAUAGCAUACUUUUCAGUGUAUUUAUUACAUUGGUUUUAUCUAGUGAAUAUAUAAGUGCCUGUA